CCGCGAUUGGGCCAUUUGCCAGCGCCACUUUGCAGGCGGGCCCACCGUCCAGCAGCGCCGCGGACCGACUCCGAUCGACUCCCGGCCCAUUGCUCGCAUGCCACUGCUCUCAAGAGGAAGGGACUCCGGCCCCUGUUCUUGCCCGUGCACGAAGAUUUGGAACAGUCGACCCCGUUCAUCGCUCCAGCGCUUGCUCCGGAAUCUCGCCGCGCGGAGGAGCCAUGGCGAUUAGCGCAGCAGCCGCGAGUGUCCGCUGCUCAGCUGUGCCCGUGGCAGCGCCCACCGGAUGCAGGAGAUUCGAUGGACGCUCCGGAAAGCUAGCGUCUGUGAGAUUCUGUGGAGGAGUGUCCGCUGCGCAAUCCUUGAGGGCGAUGGCUGCCCUGGAUUCUCGAUCGGAGAGCCUGCAGUCUCAAAAGAUGCAGGUAAUGGCAAAUGCCGGUAAAACCGAUGAGACUGAAGUCGAGAAGAAGACCGAAAACUACACCGAUACCAUGCAGCAAGCCAUGGGAACAGGUCUCACUUACAGACAUGAACUCGGCAUGAAUUAUGCCCACGUACUUCCAGACUUAAUUGUGGGAUCCUGCCUUCAAACUCCUGCUGAUGUGGACCGACUGAAGGAAGCAGGAGUCGGUACAAUCUUUUGUCUACAACAAGAUCCCGAUUUGGCGUAUUUCUCAGUGGAUAUCGAGGCUAUAAUCAACCAUGCGAAGGAGGUCGAUGGGAUUGAGCACAUCAGGGCACAAAUCCGAGACUUCGACCCUUAUGAUCUGCGUCAGCGAUUACCCCAAGUUAUAGCUACAUUAUACCAAGCGACAAAGAAAAAUGAAGGAACGGCAUACGUGCACUGUACUGCAGGGCUUGGAAGAGCUCCCGCCGUCGCGUUGACUUACAUGUACUGGAUCCGUGGAUAUGAUCUGUUUGAAGCGAACGCUAUGCUUCAGAAAGUUCGCACUUGUCAUCCGAAGUUGGACUCUAUCAAGGCAGCUACAGCGGAUCUGUUGACCGGUAAUUCAAAGGAGAAGGUCAAAUUGGCCUGGUACAGAGGAGCCGCUCAAAGUGUCGAAGUUGCCGGACUUGAUGUCGGCUGGUAUGAGCGAGUUGCGUUCACCAAAAAUCAAGAAGAUGGACACUGGUACUUAGAACGAGAUUUACCCGUGGGAAAAUACGAGUUCAAAUACAUCGUGGACGGUAACUGGUGUACAAACCCAGAUGCAUCAUCAACUCAACCCAACAAUGAUGGACAUGUAAACAACUUCAUUGAGGUCAAAGGGAACAAAGAAAGCUGGGACCUGCGUCAACGGAUCAUGGCAGGGGACUUCGUACUCACUGACGAACAUCGCCAGAUUAUCAAAGCGAAGCUGGAGGCACUAGCGGGAUGAUAUUUUGUAGUCUUAGAGUUCACAACGAUAGUUUAUCGUAUCUUCUCGUCGGAGCCUAGAGCUGUCUGGUGAAUGUCAAUUGUACACCAUAUAGAAUGUCUAGGUCUACAUCCUCAAAAGCGUGGCCUAGAGACUCGAGAUAUUUGGCAGGUACUGUAGUUAGAUAAUGACGUGUAGAGAUUCUCCAGUCUGUCAAUAACUGUCAUCUGUAUUAUCAUCCAGCCAUUUAAAAACUACUGUACAUUGAGAGAUAGGGGGGGGGAGAGAGAGAGAGAGAGAGAGAGAGAUAACGAGCAGCGCACGUUUUGUGAUGCUCUUUUCACACUUCUGCACCUAGGUGAAGGUUACGAAGAUGUGCUGUGUAAUAUCUGAUCGACUAGGGCAAUCAAGCAUCUAGCCGGGUAUUCCUCACGUGGAUUUUUGCGUGGUUAUAAUAAAAUCAGCCGUUCGGA
This is a messenger RNA of Marchantia polymorpha subsp. ruderalis, 1831 nucleotides long. Lineage: Eukaryota; Viridiplantae; Streptophyta; Marchantiopsida; Marchantiales; Marchantiaceae. The record is from the annotation of a GenBank genome assembly.